AUGGAGGUUCCCGGCCCCGAUGUGGUUUCCAUCAACCCCAGCCCUGCGCUGCACUGGACCCUCAACGGGGAGCCCCGUGGGACCGGGGACAAGCUGAUCAUCUGGGAGUUGUCCUGGGAGCACCUGGACCCCUGGGUGUGCAUGACCAGGAACAGCCAGGGACAGUAUUUCUCUCAGCCUGUGACCACCUCGCUGCCAUGCCUGCGUUUUCAGCCUCAGGAGGCUGCUUAUGGAGAGGAGAUGAUAAGGGAAUUUGCUGAAGUCACCGUGGGUCCCACAGGCACUGAGCCCGUUGAGCCAGCCCCCAUCCUCCCCUUGUCAGGAGGAUUGGCCAUUGGCCUCCUCCUGGCCGGACCUGUGGAGGUCGUGGGCUGA
Messenger RNA from Equus caballus (horse), 375 nucleotides. RefSeq names its product immunoglobulin superfamily member 23 (gene IGSF23). Lineage: Eukaryota; Metazoa; Chordata; Mammalia; Perissodactyla; Equidae. The record is from RefSeq and is a predicted model, not a curated record.